UCGCGGAGCCGGAGGAGCGAGAGCAGCGACCAACACUCAUCUGACCCGCUGCUCUGCGGCUCUGGACGCGGCCACACGUAGACUACACGGAGCGGGCUGUGGUGAACCACCGCGGGGCUGAACUCACACUCUGCCCGGUGCGACACUUGGAAGUUUAGACUUCGGCUCAAAACUUUUCGGCUUUCCCCCUCCUCGCUCCCGGGGACUCGUCAAGUCGCCCGAGAGGUCGGCCUGCAAACCGCCGCGUCCGCCCCGCAUGCUCCCGCCUGCUUCCCGCUUGUUGUCUCCGUAAGCACCAGGUGAGCCGAGCCGUGUGGUUUAGUUCCACCCGGCGGACCUGCGCAGGUAACGGGGGUUAGCUUACCUGCACACGGUGACACACCGGAGCUCCCCACGACUACAACCGCCACCACCGCUCUACCUCCAGCCUCAGUCGGAGAGCGCAACACCGGGGAGCAGCACAUCACCGGGACGCUCAUGGAUCUAGCAGGAGGAAGCGAGAGCCGGCGGAGGGAAGGCGGCAGGAACCCCGCGGCGUCUCGCUGGAGAAAACCACCGGUGGAUCCGAUGUUCGCCGCUGUUUUCAUCUGCCUCCAAGUUCUGUCCAUCCAGGCUGCUGCCAUCCAGUUCACCAAGGAGCCCAAGUCCCAGGAUGCCUUGCACGGCCGCAGCGCCAUGCUACGCUGCGAGGUCAGCGAUCCGGCCGACAUCAGCUACGGCUGGCUCCACAAUGGCCAGCGCCUGGAGAACAGCGAGAGGCUCUUCCAGGAGGGCAGCAACCUCAAGUUCACGGCGGUGGAUCGUCAGCUGGACGCAGGGAACUUUGAGUGCGUCGCAGAAAACGCGGCCACGGGAGAGACCCUCCACUCCACCAAUGCCUCCUUCAAUAUCAAGUGGCUGGAAAGCGGUGGCGUGACCCUGAAGGAGCCCAACUCCGAAGGAGAGAUCGAGAGCUCUGUGUUGGUCUCGUUGCGCUGCCAUAUUGAUGGACACCCACGGCCAACCUGCCAGUGGUUUAAAGACGGCGUGAAGCUAACGGAAAAGAGCCACCAGAUCAACAACAAGGAGAGGACGCUCACCGUCAAGAGCGCCAGUCCAGACGACAACGGCCUGUACUACUGCUGUGCCAAGAAUGCAGCCGGACACGUCUGCAGCAACAGCAACUUCACUCUCAACAUCAUAGAUAAGAGUUUUCCACGCUCAGUGGUGAUCCCAGAGGACCAAGUGGUGUUAAAGAAUGAGGAGGCCAUGUUCCACUGCCAGUUCACUGCCGUGCCGGCCCCCACUUUGGAGUGGUACCACGAAAACGAGCCGCUGGUGAACAAAUCUCGAGUCGUUCUCCUGUCCAAUGGCACCGUGCUGAUCACACAGGUCAAGCCCAGGAACACAGGGACCUACAAAUGUGUUGGCCGCGGCAUCAGCGGGUCCCAAGUUCCUUUGGAGGCCUCUCUCCUCAUAGCUGAGAUAGAAGACAUGGUGGCCAAGACGUCAAAGGUUUUCACAGCGGACACCCUGCAGAGGGUGGCCUGUCCCGCCCCCCGCGGCAGACCUGAGCCCGAGGUGUGGUGGGAGAGAGAAGGUCAGCGAGUCCCCAAAUCGGGCCGGGUGCACCAGGACGGCCUGGCUCUGGUCUUCUCUCCCACAGAGGAGGGCGACUCGGGCACGUACACCUGCGUGGCCCAGAACAAGGCGGGACGCAGAACCCAGGAGGUCACCUUCACCGUGGCCACUGCUCCAGUGUGGGUGACAAGGCCUCACGACAGCCAGUUAGAGGAAGGUAAACCAGGUUACCUUCACUGCCACGCUCAGGCCAACCCUCAACCUGAGGUCACCUGGCUCCGCAACAACAUCAUGAUCACACCUGAGGACUCUCGUUUCAAGCUGUUCCCUAACGGCAGCCUCAGGAUCAACAAUGUGGAGGUGUACGAUGGACUGAUGUACGGCUGCGAAACCAAGACCGCAGGCGGCCGACUGACUGGGCAGGCUAGAGUUCUGGUGCUUGAGAAGCUUAAGUUCACCCCAACCCCCCAACCUUCUCAGUGCCUGGAGCUGGAUAACGAGAUCAGCAUCCAGUGCUCGGCUAAAGGCAGACAGAUCCCCACCAUCCGCUGGACCAAAGCAGAUGGAGGAGAGCUGCCGCCUCGCGUGGAGCAGAGGAACGGCCAGCUCCACUUCACCAAAGUCACGAGGAGCGACGCCGGCAACUACACCUGCAUCGCCUCCAACAGCCUCCAAGGGGAGAUCAGAGCCUUGGUGACGCUCACAGUGGCCGUGUACAUUCGCUUUAAGUUGGAGCCAGAGAACACAACAGUCUACCAGGGUCACACUGCCAUUCUGCACUGUCAAGUCACCGGCGACCCCGAGCCUCACAUCCACUGGAUGGUUAAAGACAAGACGCUGGACAUCAGUAAUAACAGGAGGUUCCAGAAGAUGUCCAACGGCUCCUUGGUGAUCAGAGAUGUCACUACAGACGACACGGGCAGAUAUACAUGUGUGGCUGGAAACAGCUGCAGCAUCAAAGACCGUGUGGCUCAGCUUUAUGUCGUGGCAGAAAAACCAGUGCAUUCCAAUGGUGAAGAUGACGACAGGGCUCCUUACAAGAUGAUCCAAACCAUCGGCCUGUCAGUGGGAGCGGCUGUGGCCUACAUCAUCGUCGUGCUGGGUCUCAUGUUCUACUGCAAAAAGAGACGCAACGCCAAGAGAAUGGAGAAAGGCCAGGACGGAGAGGAGCCGGAGAUGGAGUGUCUCAAUGGAGGUGCUGUCCAGCAGAAUGGCCACACCACAGCUGAGAUCCAGGAAGAGGUGGCCCUCACCAACAUGGGUACCGCGGCAACCACAGAGAAACGGCACAGCCACGUCAACAACGAUAAGCUCCACUUCCCUCGAGCAAACUUACAGACCAUCACUACUCUAGGUAAAGGGGAGUUUGGUGAGGUGCUGCUCUCCAAAGCGAAGGGCAUCGAGGAGAACGAGGAGGAGACGGUGGUGCUGGUGAAGAGCCUGCAGACCAGAGACGAGCAGCUGCCGCUCGACUUCCGCCGCGAAGCUGAAAUGUUCGCCAAGCUCAGCCACCCCAACGUCGUCCGCCUGCUGGGCCUGUGUCGGGAGGCCGAACCCCACUUCAUGAUCUUAGAGUACUACGAUCUGGGAGACCUGAAGCAGUUCCUGAGAAUUUCUAAAAACAAAGAUGACAAGAUCAAAUCUCCCAUUAGCACCAAGACCAAAGUUUCCAUCUGUGCCCAGGUGGCUCAUGGGAUGGAGCAUCUGUCCAAUCACCGCUUCGUUCACAAAGACCUGGCCGCCCGAAACUGUCUGAUCAACAGUCAGCGUCGUGUGAAGGUGUCGUCACUCAGCCUCAGCAAGGACGUGUACAACAGUGAGUACUAUCACUACAGACAGGCCUGGAUCCCGCUGCGCUGGCUCCCAUCUGAGUCGGUGUUCGAGGACGAUUUCUCCACCAAGUCUGACGUGUGGGCCUUUGGAGUGUUGAUGUGGGAAGUGUUCAGUCACGGGGAAAUGCCGUAUACCAAACUCAUUGAUGACGAGGUGCUGGAGGGUCUGAAGACCGGGAAGCUGAAGCUCCCCAUUCCAGACGGGUGUCCCUCCAAAAUGUACAAGCUGAUGGUGCGCUGCUGGGCACUAAGCCUCAAAGAGCGCCCGUCCUUCACCGACAUCGUCCAAGCCCUGGGAGAGCUGCCCUCUGACAGCAAAGUCUGAGACAACUGUCAGCCCUCAUCCGAGGGGGGGGGCUUCUACCAACCUCCUCCCCCCAAAGAGAAAGACAGGAAUGCUGGAUAUUAAAGUCACACAUUUCAGGGAAAAGGGUCGAGGAGAAGACACUUUUUUUUUAAAUAUGCAUUUCAAAACAUGGCUGUGUGCACAAGACUUCUUUGCUAUAUCAGUGGAAAACGCACACGCACAUUUGUGUGAAUGGCUUCUCGUGAGCAGUGCCAGGAGUUUACGUUUGCCUUAACCGCAGCAUGGAUGACCCUCCCCUCCAGUCCCUGCGUGAGGCUCCACUGUGACCCUGUCCUCCUGCCUGCCUGGGGCCGCUCUGUCCCGAGCUUCACAACCUCAGUGCCUCCACCCCUCCACACACACACACGCACACACACCAAAACUUUGGACUGCAGAUUAGGAAUCUAAUACAAAUCAUUUUUUCUGACGUCUAGGAAAAACCCUUGAAAUUUCCGUUCACCACUCGAAGUCCUCGGUCGUUUUGUCAUGAAUCUAGAAUAACCUCGAGAAAGGAAAGUGGGAUACAAUGUGACAAUGCUUGAUAAAUAUUCUGUCAACCACUUAGAAGUUUGUUGAGUGAGACGGUGUCAGCGGAUCUGCUCGAACUUAAAAUCCAUCCAGCUGCAUCCUGAGUCCCUCACCCUAAUCCCAGAGGAGACACCCGGCUGCUCUGUCCACCAGGGACCCACCACCGCCCUCCAGAGUUUGUUUAUGCGUGUGUGUGUGUGUCUGUGGACGCGACACUAAACUGUUCCCACGCUACAGUGCAUGCUCAAAGUGGAAGCGGAGGUACGAAGGUUUGUCGCCGUGAGGACUCUUGUGGAGAUAAAUCCUCCAUGUUGUGAUAAUACUUCAGGAAUUAAAAAAAAAGAAAAAGAGAUCAAGUUUAUAGCCAAGGAAUAAACCGGAUGGAUGAGACUGUGCUAGUGUGGGCUUUGUACGUUUUCACGAGUGUGUUUUGUUUUUGUAUUAACCUUGAGGUUUUUAUUGGUCACUACCUAUGGGUGAGAAAACCCAUUAUACUACAUUAAUAUCUUUGUGUCGUCGCGGGGCUGCAGCCUAUCAUUGUGUUUAACCUGCGACAUAAUUUCCCCAGAGGUCCAAUCACAGUUCCCCUCCUGGUCCAAGUAGUUUUGUGCAAUGCUGCAAAGUGGACCAUCACACCAGGCAACAUGUACAUAAUAUAGAAGCCAUGCACUAACUUCACUUAAAGGACUAUCCCUCUGUAUCUCUAUCAUGUCGUGUAGAAGGAUGUGCAGGUGCCUGUUUAUUUAUGAUGAAGGUCCUGUGUUUGUUUUAACUAUGUUUAUAAUAGAAAGGUACUUUCUCUGACGGUAUGUAUUCAUGCUCACGGUCCAUCUCAGUGUGCGUUCAGCUCAACACGCUCACACAAAGUACAAAUGAGGUCAAAAGAGUGACUGCUGGUCACCAGUACUCGUUUUAAGUGCCUGGUAAAUGAAGGAUUAUCUUAACCGUUUCCCUCUUUUUUUACAUUAUCUAAUCAAAUGCAAUGGCCUUUGUUUAUGAACUUGUUUUUAUACGUUGUUUUUAGUGUAAUGUUUUGUUUUUAUGAAUGCUAGGAACUCACACCUAGACCUUUUUUUUCUUUUUUUUAUCUGCUUCAGCAAAAUGUUCACAGUAAUCAGAUAUAUACGGAAGUAUACAUGCUGCUGUCAAUAAAGGUUCACAGUGUUUUUA
Messenger RNA from Platichthys flesus (European flounder), 5436 nucleotides. RefSeq names its product protein tyrosine kinase 7b (gene ptk7b). Bases 478 to 3717 code for a protein of 1079 amino acids. Gene Ontology annotation, molecular function: axon guidance receptor activity; ATP binding; protein kinase activity. The record is from RefSeq and is a predicted model, not a curated record. NCBI's taxonomy places the organism in Eukaryota, Metazoa, Chordata, Actinopteri, Pleuronectiformes, Pleuronectidae. The transcript has 20 exons. Gene Ontology annotation, biological process: homophilic cell-cell adhesion; protein phosphorylation; synapse organization. Gene Ontology annotation, cellular component: plasma membrane; axon; neuronal cell body.